Molecule: messenger RNA, 1756 nt
Organism: Prorocentrum cordatum
Lineage: Eukaryota; Dinophyceae; Prorocentrales; Prorocentraceae
Source: the annotation of a GenBank genome assembly
GUCCGCCCGACCGCCGGGGAGAAUGCGCGGAAGCGGAGCUGUGAGUUCGCCGAGGCAGCGUUCCACGGUUCGCGCCUGGCCGAGGCAGCAGGCGCGGCGAGCAGCAACGGCGACUUGGACGUCUGGUGGCAAAUCUCAGAUGUGGUCGCUGAAGGACAUCCGAGCGCACGACGCGGCGGCGCAGCUGGCAGAGGCAAAGGCAACCCUGACUCGGGAAAGACCUGCCCUUACUGCAAGGAGAAAGGUCAGUCCCAGCGGGAAGUCGUGGCGAAAAACGUCGACUCCGACGAGUGCGUCUACUGCCUGGCGCUCGUGAGCUACGACGACCACGACGUGAUCGGGCAUCAGGUGAAGGGCGGCUUCCACGACGGGAUCGGACACCGGGUGAAGGUCGGCUUCCACGACUCGAUCGGCGACCAGGACGAGUUCUUGUGUCGCCCCUGUGACGACGAGUUGGUGAUGGCAAUCGGCGGUGGUACGCGGUCUCCGGAGUGCGAUGUCGACGGGUUCCUGAUGCUGGACGGGGGAAGCGAUGAGCACUGUGCCGGGCGAAGCUUCGCCAAGCAUAGCGUGGCGGAGGAGACGAGUUCCAAGUUGGUUGCCACCCAGAAGCAGAAGAUCUCUCUCGACGACGAGUCGCAGGUUCCGUCUGCGAUUGGAGGUCAGGUGGCUUGCCGGGCCAACUUGAAGAUCGGCCCCAUUGCUCGUGACUUGCGCAGCACUGGUGGGGUCUUCGACGCGGGCUUCGACGUGGUUUACUCGCGCAGUGACGGGUGCUUUGUCGGCUACACCAAGCCCACCAAGAAGUGCGCGAAGCGUGCACAGAUGGGGAAGCGGCUGGCAAUGAGUCGCUCUCCCAACGCCGCGAUGGGCAUCGUCGCGGCGAACGAGGACGUGGAGAUGAAGGGCGAGGGGGCCGUCCAGGCGCGCGGGGUCGGCUUCGUCGGGGUCUUGCGGCGCGGCUCCCGAGGCAAGCCUUCCGGCGGCGGCUGGGCCCCAAAGCAAGCGAGGGGCCCAGAAGGAGCAGAACUGGGGCCAGGCGGCUGUCGAGCCGACCUGCUACGAGCUCGUCUGAGGGAGCUGGGUGCCGCGAUCUGCGGCGCGAAGGAGCAGCUGUGGACUCGCCUCAAGCAGGCCGAGGUCAAUCACAUGCAGGCCAGGGUCGUGGAGGCGCCUUGCACUCCGACGGAGGUUGAGAGGGGCCAGCGCGAGGUUAUUGGGCACGCGGUGUUUAAGAAGUGGUACCCCGCGUGCGUGUUCGGCUUAGGCCGUGAGGGUCCGCGCGUCAACCAGCCCAUCUACGGCAGCAGCGCCAGAGAUGAGUUGAUCUUCUUCGACUGGGCUUUCAACGGCGCCAAGGACACCGAGAACCUCUGCAACGAGGGUGACAAGGGUCUUGGCACGUCUCUUGUGACAGCUGACCGCAGCACUGGCCACCUCUACGGCGACGCGCUGGGGAGCCAGGCCGCGGGCGACCGCGCGACCAAGCAGCUCGUGAGGUUCAUGAAGCAGUUGGCCUACAGAAGCCUGAGCUCAGGCCAACGGGUGCAGGCUGAGAUGAGCAGCGGCGUCAAACUCACACCGCAUUCACCGCUCUGGCCGUUUGUCGCUCACCACGCUGCGAACGUGGCGAACUGGUUCAGCAGGGGCGUCGACGGCUACACGUCGCACUUCGCGGUCUACGGCGUGAACUACACGGGUGUUGUGGCGCCGUUCGCUGAGGCGGUGAUGGCGAGGGUUCCGCGCUCGAUGUCAG